Messenger RNA from Fulvia fulva, 1014 nucleotides. RefSeq names its product FAD-binding monooxygenase aflW. The coding region runs from base 1 to 1014 and encodes 337 amino acids. Gene Ontology annotation, molecular function: N,N-dimethylaniline monooxygenase activity; flavin adenine dinucleotide binding; NADP binding. NCBI's taxonomy places the organism in Eukaryota, Fungi, Ascomycota, Dothideomycetes, Mycosphaerellales, Mycosphaerellaceae. The transcript is spliced from 3 exons. The record is from RefSeq and is a predicted model, not a curated record.
AUGCAUGUAUUUCUUGGGGUAGAAUGUGGGAAAGCUCAUCCAUCAACUAGCUACUCCUCAUGGGACGAGAUCUUGGCCUAUUUCCAGGGGAUCACGACCAAGUCCGAGCUUUACAAGUACAUCAAACUGCAACAUAAGUUCGAGUCAGCGAUCUGGAAUGAAGACGAAGGGAUCUGGACAGUCAAGGUAAAGGAUCUAGUGACAGGGGAUGUCUUCAACGAUUGGGUACAUAUCGUGAUCAACGGCACGGGUAUUUUGAACAACUGGAAAUGGCCAGAUGUCCCUGGACUGCACGAUUUCAAGGGCGACCUCUUCCACUCUGCCGUGUGGCAGACUGACUAUGACCUGAAGAACAAAAGCGUAGCGGUCAUUGGGAACGGUUCUUCCGGCAUCCAGAUUGUGGCAGCUAUUCAACCUGGUGAGACCUACUUUGCAAAACUACCUCCCUCGACAUUCUUCUCUGACAACAGUACAGAAGUCAAAUCCCUUGUAACAUUCAUCCGAUCACCGACUUGGAUCACGGCUGGGUUCGCACAAAGCCACGCAGGUCCGGGUGGCAAGAACUACGCUUUCUCACAGGCGCAGAAAGAUGAAUUCCGCGGCAACGCUGGCCACUAUAGUGAGUAUCGGAAAGGUAUCGAGGGCGAGCUGAAUGCUAGGUUCAAGUUUGUCAUCGCCGAUAGUCCAGAGCAAGAAGAAGCGAGACAAUUCUCCAAGCUGGAGAUGCAGACAAAGCUCAAAGACGAGAAGAUUCUCAAGCAUCUGAUGCCAGACAACUUUGCAGUCGGGUGUCGAAUGCUCACGCCUGGAAAUGGAUACCUGGAGGCACUCACGGAAGACAAUGUCAGGGUUGUCGUUGACUCGAUUCAGAAUGUCCAAGCAAAUGGCAUCCUGCUCAAGAAUGGAGAGCUUCUGGAAGUGGAUACGAUCAUCUGUGCGACUGGCUUUGACCUAUCCUUCUGUCCUCGCUUCGACCUCAUCGGUCGCGAUGGCAUAGCCAUACACGAGAAGUGA